AGAAGCGCGUUAUUUUCUUCGCUCGCUUGGUGAGCGUUUAAACCCUUUUGCCUGGUAAAUGUAUUAGCCCUGGUGCUUCGGUUCUGGCGAGACAAAGGCGCCCCGCUGCAGGCCAGAGAGCGGAACUGUUGUGGAGGGGGCCGUGAAAGUGUGGAAGAGAGAGAAAGAGCGGAGCAGCAGCGAAUUCUGUGAAAAGCGCCCCUCUGGGGCUGCUCCCGAAAAGAGGCAGAGCAGUGGCUAGAUGGAGAGAGGAAAGCUCCGGGCGGCAGCGUCUGUUUGCCUGCAUCCGCUUCCCUGAACACUAACAAGCCUUUCGGGGGGGAAUCUGUUUUGCUCCCAGCAGAGCUACAUGGCAACCCCCGCGGUCUGAAAGAGAGGAUCUGAAAGAAUCUUGGAGAAGAGUAACUUGCUGCAAGAGGUCACAAUGAACUGGACACCAGUUGUGAGCUUAACUGUGUUAUGGGCAACAUGGCUAGUGUGUGGCUCACAUAAGCCAAUGAGGCAAGCUGAGAGAGGGAGUCUUGGAAUCAGAAAAGAACCUGUGGCUUACAGGAGCAAUUUCAGGAGAUCUAUUUCAACCCAGCCCAGGUUGGGCAAGAUGCCUCAGAGACGUGUAAAUCUUUCUGGGAGGUAUUGGCAACGUCCCCUUGUUAAAAGGGAUUCUUUGGAACCUAAAAACCUAGCAACGUCUUCCUCAAAAAAUAAAUCUCAGGUUCAGAUAAGGACUGGCAAGAUAAAAAUACGGCAGAUGAAAAGACCUAAGUUGGAAAUGAUUAAAGAUGAAGGAACAUCCACUGCAGUCCAAUCACGUGUUGUGCGUUUUCCAUUAGGGUCCAGUUCUCCCAAUAUCUUGGCUAGCUUUGCAGGCAAGAAUAGAGCCUGGAUCAUCUCUGUUCCUCAUGCCUCAGAUGGUUAUUACCGGCUCAUGAUGAGUCUGCUGAAGGACAAUGUCUAUUGUGAGCUAGCGGAAAGGCAUGUCCAGCAGAUUAUACUGUUCCAUGGGGAAGGUGAAGAAGGUAGUAAAGUUAGGAAGAUAUCCCCUGAAGGGAAAAUCCUAGAGCAGCCUCUAGAUCCAAGCCUCAUUCCCAAACUCAUGAGCUUUUUGAAACUAGAGAACGGGAAAUUUGGAAUGGUGUUGUUAAAGAAGACAUUACAAGUUGAGGAACGGUACCCUUACCCAGUAAGGUUGGAAGCUAUAUAUGAAGUUAUUGACCAGAGUCCCAUCAGGAAGAUUGAGAAGGCAAGGCAAAAAGGCUUCAUUCAGAAAUGUAAAGCAGCUGGAGGAGAGGGCCAGAUCAUCAAGGAAGGGAUCAAUGGGAGCAGCAGCACAAGAGCAGCUCCCAGUGGUGGUCGUGUGCAGUCAUUCCCGAGAAAGGAAGAAACAAGAAAAGGUAAAAUGCAACCAACCAGAGUGAAAACUGUGAAGAAAGUGGCAGUGGCCACAGUGCCAUCUCUUUCGCCCACUAUAUCUAGAGCCACUACCUUCCCUCCAACAACCACAACUCUCCAGCCAAUUGCCAGAAUAACGACAAUACCAAGCAGACCCACAACCACCAUCACAACUACUCCAACUACACAGAGAAUAUGGACCACAAAGUCACUCACCCAACUUCCUACAGAGCCCAAGACAAGUAUCGCUCCUGAGACAGAGACAUCUCUUUCCAUGUGGAAAGAAAACCGCAGAGGAAAGCAUCCAGGUCAAAGACAACCAACAGCUACUAAAAGACCCAGGAAAGCCAGUCAUUAUGACACUUACACAGAAAUCCCAAGGGCCACCUCAGAUCAAUACACCAAGACAAAUGCUGGCAGAUUCAAAGACAAUCGGACAGACAAGAAGGAGAGUCGGGACCCUGGCAUCACAGCUGGCCAGCAGAAGCCUCCUAAAAGCAAGCAGUCCAAACAGAAAGCCCAGGAUAAGAUACUGAGCAAUGAAUAUGAAGAUAAAUAUGACUUAGGGCAGCCUACCAUUCCUCAUUUGGAGGAAAGCAUCCCCAUAGGAAAUAUUCCACCCAAGAAAGCCAAAGAGUCAAAGAAACACAUCCCUUCAAAAAAAUCUGAAAAGAAGAAAGAAAGAUAUGACAAGAAAAUUGAGAGGCAGGCCAAGAAGGACAGAGCUGAAAGGAAAAGCAAGCAAGAGAAAGAGCGCAACAAGAAAAACAAGAAAGGGAGCAAAAUAGAGAAUGAAGGAAGCCUGAAACCUCAUGCUAAGUCUUUCACACAGAAAUCUGUGACAAACCUUCUGAACUUCUUUGAAGGCAAAAGACGACUUUUGCUGAUCACAACACCCAAAGCUGACAACAACAUGUAUGCGCAACAGAGGGAUGAAUAUUUGGAGAGCUUUUGCAAAAUGGCGACUAGAAAAAUUUCAGUUAUCACCAUCUUUGGCACAAUGAACAACAGUCAUAUGAAGAUCGAUCAUUUCCAGCUAGAUAAUGAGAAUCCAAUGAAGGUGAUAGAGGAUGAAGACCUGGUGGAUCAGAAUCUCAUCAAUGAGCUGAGAAGAGAAUAUGGAAUGACCUAUGAUGACUUCUUUAUGGUGUUAACAGAUUCUGAUAUGAAGGCCAAGCAAUACUAUGAAGUGCCUAUUGCCAUGAAGUCUGUGUUUGAUCUGAUAGAUACUUUCCAGUCGCGUAUCAAAGAAAUGGAAAAGCAGAAACGGGAAGGCAUUGUUUGCAAAGAAAAUAAGAAACAAUCUCUGGAAAACUUUUUGUCCAGAUUCCGUUGGAGAAGGAGACUGUUGGUAAUAUCCACUCCCAAUGAAGAAGACUGGGCCUAUUCGCAGCAGCUUGCAGCCCUGAAUGGGCAAGCAUGCAAUUUUGGUCUGCGGCAUAUAAUUAUCCUUAAGUUAUUAGGCCUGGGAGAGGAGAUUGGUGGAGUCCUAGAACUAUAUCCAAUCAAUGGCAUCUUUUCUGAUGUUCAGCAUUUUGGGAGCUCCAGUGUGGAUAGAGAAGAUGUCCCCAUUCAUUUGGUGAAAGACAUUCGCAAUUAUUUCCAGAUCAGUCCUGAAUAUUUUUCCAUGCUUUUGGUUGGCAAAGAUGGGAAUGUCAAAUCUUGGUAUCCUUCCCCAAUGUGGUCCAUGGUGAUUGUAUAUGAUUUAAUUGACUCUAUGCAACUUCGACGACAGGAGAUGGCCAUUCAGCAGUCACUUGGCAUGCGAUGCCCAGAAGAUGAAUAUGCUGAGUAUGGCUAUCAUGGUUAUCAUCAAGGUUAUCAGGAAGGUUACCAAGAUGAUUAUCAUCAUCAUGGAAGUUACCACCAUGGAUACCCCUACAGAAAGUAGCAAUUUAGCCUUCGACUGCUUGCAUUCUACUAGUCAUUCAAGUCACAAAAGGCCACAUGCGGAAAUUGCUUUAUGAUUGCGUGAACAUUUUCUAUUGCCUUAGUGUUCAGUCAAGGGAGUGAAUAAAAUUUGGCCUUCUCUGUAACACGCAUUUUCAUGAACUGAAAGUGGUGAAAUUAAUUUCACUGAUGCCUUAUGAAAUAAAGACUCCUUUAUAUUUUAGAGCUCUUCUAA
Molecule: messenger RNA, 3514 nt
Organism: Crotalus tigris (Tiger rattlesnake)
Lineage: Eukaryota; Metazoa; Chordata; Lepidosauria; Squamata; Viperidae
Gene: CCDC80
Product: coiled-coil domain containing 80
Exons: 9
Coding region: 425-3280 (951 amino acids)
Biological process (GO): nucleosome assembly
Cellular component (GO): nucleosome
Molecular function (GO): DNA binding; structural constituent of chromatin
Source: RefSeq, a predicted model, not a curated record